UACAUCCGGUGAAAUAUCUGGCUCUAUAUUGUGAUCGCUGUGUACUGUGCAUCUGACGCUAAGGACACGUCAUUUUAGCAGUCGUGAUAGUUAGUUAUGCCCAUUUAAUUAUCGUUAUCUAAUGGACGAGGUUUGUGUAUACGUAGUAUUUGUUUGUAAAUGAAUCAUUGAAAUGGUUGGAGUAUCGAAUACCGACGUGGAUAACAGUUGAAUUGCGUUUGCUUUGUUUUGGACACACUGGUGUUAUUGUGUGGAGUGGACAAUCCUCUGUGCAUUGAGCGCCCCCUAGUGAUGCCUCAGCUGAGAGGGGAAAAUGUUGCAGCCUACCUUGACUUCAGAUCUAGAGGCAUUUUUGAUGCUGGCACUUUGUCAAAACUCAACUUGAAGAUUCUCAGGGGUAUUGUCCUCCAGGACAGCAAAGACUUCACCAAAGUUUGGACCAAGUCCUCGAAAUCCACUAUAUUUUAUGAGAGUGGGAGGAUUUAUUUUGAAAAUUAUCAGUGCUGCUUCAGUAGCCUUCCAUCUGAGCCACAACUUCUGUAUGAAUUACCCAAGCGGUCCAAAACGGAGAAGAUUGAAGAUGCAUUGCUAUGCCAGUGCCCUCUUGACAAAGGGUUGCCAACACCGUCAGAUCAAAAACCUAGCCUCUUGGCCUUGACCGGCAAUAAUUGGCUGUAUCGGUUCUCAGCUGUGACAGGACAACAAUUGGAGAAAGUUUACUUGUCCCCACAUUACAAGUUCAGAUACCUUGGCUGGGAUGUAUCGCAGGAGACAUUUUAUGUCAAGUCCAUUCAGAAUAAAGUGACAUCUUCAGCAAGACAGGCAGGUUUCAACCAAAACACCUUGCUGUACCUCGCCGUGUUCCGCAUUUUCCCCCUGCAACUUGUGGGCGUUCUUGAGAUCAACAAAAGUAUAUUUGGAAGCACUGUCAUUGAUGUAGUUCUGUCCCAAGGGGUCCUUGCAGUUUCUCACAGUACCAAGACUGUGAAGCUCUAUAGCUUUGAAGACAUUCUGAAUAAGUACAUAACCAAGGAAUUGGUUAUUGGGGAGCAGUGUCAUUCAGAAGGCGGUAAAACUGUGGGAGAAGCUCCAUUUGGCAUUCCAGUGAAUAUCCACAUCAACGAGUGCCCCCCAGUGCUGUUUGAGGUGUCAUGCUUUGAUAAUGGAGUUCAGAUCGGAGGCCAUCCAUGGCACUAUAUCUUCACCCUACCCCAUAAGAAACACCAGGGGUCGUACCGCAUCUGUUCUCUCAAGGAUAACACCCUGGCAAAGCAUGGAAUACAAGACAUGAAGUGCUGUUCUCUGGAGUCUGACUGGAUCUACUUCCAUCCUGAUGACUCAGGAAGAAUCAUCCAUGUUGGACCUAGCACCAUAAAUGUGCUGAAAAUUCUGAGUGAACUGGAGAGUGACACUGUGUUCGAUAUAGUGAAGGAGUUUUCCAUCACAGCGCAACGAGACAAUGCUGCCUCCCAGAUCAGUGUCACCUCCUCAGGCCGCACAGUGAAGAGAAGAUUUCAUCAGCUGGAUGAUGACCCAGACCAAGAGACAUUCCGGAUGGUGGAGUAUGAGGAUGAGCUUGAUCUUCUGGCUGUUGUGGAGGUGACCCACAGAGAGGAUGAGGGGAAAGCCCACGUCAGACUCCAUGACAACAACACUGGAGCGUUACUGAAGAGGGUUCCACUUGUGGAGUCAUGGGAUGUGACUUACAGCCACGAGCUGUUCUUUGACAGAGAUACAAUUGUUCAUAUUGAACAGACGAAGAAUAAUAACUUUUGCUGCCAUGUCUACAAAAUCAGUCGUGGACAAGCAGAUGAGUGAAGUUGAGACAUUCCUUCCAACUGCUAAUGAUGUUAUUCAAAAAGAUUCCUCAAGUAAAUAGCCCCGUUGAAGCUGUUUUUGUAAAAGUAAUUUUUUACACUUUCUUUCCCAAUAAGGACUACAUGUUGUCAUGCUGUUGUUCUUUUCAAGAUGUUGUUGGUAGUCUAAUAAAGUGUCUGAAAUAGUUCUUCCAAAACAAUUGUUGGCUAACUGGGCUACUUCUGCAUUUUGUUUUUAGGACAUACAGUGCCUUGCAAAAGUAUUCAUCCCCCUUGGUGUUUUCCCUAUUUUGUUGCAUUAC
Messenger RNA from Coregonus clupeaformis (lake whitefish), 2119 nucleotides. RefSeq names its product ddb1 and cul4 associated factor 17 (gene dcaf17). The record is from RefSeq and is a predicted model, not a curated record. Gene Ontology annotation, cellular component: Cul4-RING E3 ubiquitin ligase complex. NCBI's taxonomy places the organism in Eukaryota, Metazoa, Chordata, Actinopteri, Salmoniformes, Salmonidae. The coding region runs from base 292 to 1818 and encodes 508 amino acids. The transcript has 14 exons. Gene Ontology annotation, biological process: protein ubiquitination.